Formica exsecta is the source of this 3273-nucleotide messenger RNA. RefSeq names its product helicase MOV-10-like. Gene Ontology annotation, molecular function: RNA binding; 5'-3' RNA helicase activity. The coding region runs from base 454 to 2628 and encodes 724 amino acids. NCBI's taxonomy places the organism in Eukaryota, Metazoa, Arthropoda, Insecta, Hymenoptera, Formicidae. The transcript is spliced from 11 exons. The record is from RefSeq and is a predicted model, not a curated record.
AUUUUGAGCAUUGUCUUGUCCAACACUCGACGUUGAUUUGUUGGUUCUAGAAGUAAAAACCAAUUACGUUCGAUUGCUAUUCAACGGUUGUGUCUCCUGAACGCACUCAAUGCUCCUUCCUGUUAUUCUUUACUCCAUGGUCACAUAACCCCUAUAGUUUAGAUUUCUUAUACAAUGUGUGUGGAAAUCCCCUCUUUCGUUUGAUACGUUAAAAGUGAAUCAUGAGGCACUACACGGAGAUUAUAAAGCAAAACGAAGUCGCAUGGAUUAGAUUAUAAAUCAGUGCUUCGUUUUCUUGCAGUUCUUCUUGUCAGCAUUUAUAUAAUUUUGAAAUACUUCAAAUAUUUAACAUAUUCAUUAUUUUGCAAAGCGCGCAUAAAUACUUUCAACUCGACAGAUUAAUAUAUCUUAAUAUAUAUUCCAUCAAUUUUAAUAUAUAUCUACUUUCAUAUUAUGGCGAAGAAUCAAAAGGCGAACCCUGUGAAUUGUACAGCAUUUGCAUUAGCACAAAUAUUUAAGCCACCAAUGACCACAGUUCCACAUUAUUUAUCUCUUGCAUUAAAAUAUUCUUUGGUGGAACACGAUACCCUUCCACAAACAUGUCACAAUUAUAUGAAAUGCAUUAAGAGUUUAUCUAAUAUACAAAGGAUAGAUUAUAAUGAUUAUUUGGUUAUAUUAAAAAUAUGUUUAUAUCUAGAACAGUUUGAAUUAGAUCGCGAAGUAUAUCGGCAUAGAUUGUUGAAUCAUAAAGUUAAGAGUUCCAAUUUAAAAGAAUGUUUCAUUAUUAAUGUGUCAUCUCUGGAUAAGGGGAAUUCUGUAAUUAUACCAGAUGAUAAAGUUACUCUUUAUGAAGCCAUUUCAAAAAAAACCAUUUGGGCUAGAGUUAUGAAAGUGACAGGAAAUGAAGUGACAAUACAGCCAUAUUCUUCUAAAGAUGCAGAAACAUUCAGAGACAAACAAAAGAAAUUUAAUAUAAAUUUUUGGAGUAGACAUUGGCCAUUAAGAUGUUGUCAUUAUGCAUUGAUGAUAAUGUGUCAAAAACGCAAUUUGGUAGAAAUUAUAUAUCCCAAACUCAAAACAAAUAGUAUAGAUUUAAAAGACGACAUCAAAUGGAUAAAUACUAACAUAAAAAAAAACAAAGAACAAAAACAAGCAGUAAGAAUGAUUUUGAGUAAGACGGCAUACCCAGCACCUUAUAUAAUUUUUGGUCCUCCAGGCACUGGGAAAACAGCAACAUUAGUAGAAACUAUAAGUCAAAUUGUGAAACAUUAUCCUAUGAAAAAUAUAUUGGUAUGCGCAACAUCUAACGCAGCAGUCGAUGAAAUUACCAAGAGAUUAAUUGGGAAUGUGCCAGCAAACAUAGUGUAUCGAAUGUAUGCACCAUCUAGACCAUGGGGAAAUAUAGAUGAACAAAUUCGACCAUGUACAAAUUUUGUUGACAAAACUGCUAUCUUUUUGCCAAAAGAGAUAUUGUUAUUAAAAAGAAUUAUUAUUACAACAUUAAUAACAUCCAUAAGAUUGUGUGCUGUGAAUUUUCGAGAGAAUCAUUUUUCUUAUAUAAUCGUUGACGAGGCGAGUCAAGCGAUUGAACCAGAGAUGUUGAUUCCUCUAAUGAUAACAAAUAGAAAGCAUGAAGAUGAAAGAAUUGAGUCACAAGCGCAAAUUGUUAUUGCAGGUGAUCCUUAUCAAUUGGGACCUGUUGUUCGCUCUAAAUGGAGCAAACAUCUUUUUGGAAUAUCUAUGUUGGAAAGAUUAAUGAAUGAUUGUGAUCCAUAUAAGAAGCAGAAUGGAAAAUAUAAUCCAAACUAUAUAACGAAAUUGGUUAAAAAUUACCGUAGUCAUGAAAAACUUCUAUAUGUAUCAAAUAAACAAUUUUAUUCUGGAGAACUGGAAAUCUGUGGAGGAGCUGAUACACAAAUUGCAUUGAAUUGGUCGAAGUUACCUAACAAAACAUUUCCCAUGAUAUUUCAAGAAGUUCUAGGCAAAGAAGAGAGAUCUCUAACCCAAAGUGUCUCUAACUCAGCUGAAGUAUUAGUAGUGAUAAAAUAUGUGGAAAUGUUGAUUAAUACGAAAUUUGGAAGGCGUACGAUAAAGCCGAAGGAUAUCGGAAUAGUAACGCCUUUUAAGCAACAACAAAUACAAAUUAUUAAUCGCUUAGCAGAGAUACGGUUGGAAAACAUAGCUGUGGGAACAGUUGAGACAUUUCAAGGACAAGAACGAACUGUGAUAAUAUUGUCAACAGUACGAUCCAAAAUCUUUAAACAUGACAAUAUAGAACACAUUGGUUUCUUAUCUAACUCAAAGAGAUUUAAUGUUGCUCUGACACGUGCAAAAGCACUUAUGAUAAUAAUAGGCAAUCCAGAUAUUCUUUGCACAAAUGAUAACUGGAAAGUACUCUGGGAAUAUUGUGAAAAGCAUGGCGCAUGUAUCCCAUUCAAACAAUCCCCAUUAAAGCCAAAUGAAAUAGCGAAAUUAAUAAGCGAUUACAAAGCAGAUGCGAAUAAUGAUGAUAGUAACGUAUUAAAUACGACGAAAAUAUCUGUUACUGUAGACCUUGGGAAGAACAAAAAAGAAGAAUUAUCCAAUGUACUAGUGCGUGCAAUGGAGAAAAAAUUAACACUAACAUAGAAAAAAUAUAGCUGAUUGACAGAUAUGUUUUUAAAGACAUUAAUUGCGUUGGUUUAUCGCGAGAUAUAUAUAUAUACCAGAUAAUUUAAUUUAGUAUUUAUAUGUCGUUUCUUUAAGUACGUUUAGAGUAACGUACAUGUAUCGAUGAUCAGUAUUAAGUACAAUAUUCCAGUAUUAAGUUGUUACACUUAAAUAUAUAAUAUCCUGAUAAUAUCGAUUUUAACAAUUACAACGUUCAUAUAAAAAAUUUUUUCCUAAAAUUAUUUUCACAAAUGGUAUUUUAUACAUGUGUGAUACAUGUAUAAAGUAUAUUUAUAACUGAAAUAUCGUAGUAUUUAAUGUUAUAAGCUAAUGUUAUUAAUUAAAAGUUAUAUCAUUAUUAUAUUAUUAUAGUGGUGUAAACAGAAAAUUUCAUACAAGAUAUUUUUAGACUGAUUUUUUCCACUGUGGUUUUACAAUUGUAGAAUUAAAUUUUUUUAUAUUCUUGCCUUUUUUAUCAUGAAAAACAUGACUGUAACUGGGAUUACAAGUCUUGUCUAAUCAUCCUGAUACAUUGUGAGAACAAGAUUUUAUAGUGAUAACAAAUGCCUUAAAAUUAAUUGGCGCAUAUUGAUCUGCUUUAAUAAAAACACUUUUUGUAAAAAA